Messenger RNA from Talaromyces atroroseus, 210 nucleotides. RefSeq lists its product as hypothetical. The coding region runs from base 1 to 210 and encodes 69 amino acids. The record is from RefSeq and is a predicted model, not a curated record. Lineage: Eukaryota; Fungi; Ascomycota; Eurotiomycetes; Eurotiales; Trichocomaceae. The transcript has 2 exons.
AUGGAUGAAGGGCGAAACAUGUGCCUGGUGUUUCCGGAGCUGAUAGAUCUCGGUCACACGGAAGAGGAGCAUUCAACGCGGCGGAAGGUCUUUGACAUCAACAGACGUCUGGUGGAGGUUCACGACGGGAAGCCGAAGUGGUCGGAACUCGACGAGCAGAGCGACAGGCUGGAUGAUGAUGGCCACACGCUGGGCGAGUCAAGCAGCUGA